AUGCGGUGUGUCCGGGCAGAGUACCGGGCCCUGGUGGCCGAGGUUGAAGGCCCUGCUGUGGCCGCCCGUCUCUACUUUCCUCCAUCAUCGUCACUAGCAUCGUUGCCUAGAUUCACUCCGCCGCGCACGUAUCCAACUCGGCUUGCUUUCUGGAUUCCUCCGGCGGACUAUGCUCCGCUGCAUCACGCAAAGCGGAUCGUUAUGGAGAACGCUGUUGUUGUCCCGCCGAGACUGGCUCAGCUUGAUGAACUGCGGGUAGUGGACGCGAGCGAGUCGCAGGUGGCGUGUGUCGAUGGGCGAGAGAUGAUGACUGGUGUGAAUAAGCCGAGGGUGGUUCGUAAGCUGCAGCUGACCUCUGACGAUGAGGCGGCGUGCGUCGACCAGGGAGUUGUCGGCCAAGCGGCGGUCGAUGAGGCGGCGGUCGGCGAGGCGGCGGUCGGCGAGGCUGUGGUCGGCCAAGCGGCGGUCGGCCAAGCGGCGGUCGAUGAGGCGGCGGUCGGCGAGGCGGCGGUCGGCGAGGCAGUGGUCGGCCAAGCGGUGGUCGGCCAAGCGGCGGUCGAUGAGGCGGCGGUCGGCGAGGCGGCGGUCGGCGAGGCAGUGGUUGGCCAGGCGGCGGUCAAUCAAGCAGGCUUCGAUCAGGUUGCAGUCGAUGAGACUGGCGGCAAGCAAGCGGUCGUCUGGCAGGGGGGAACGAUGGUGGCCAAGCUGGCGCAGCCGGCGAAGACUGUUACGGCUGUCAGAGGCAAACGCAUCAAGGUCGUGCCGAUGCGAGCAAUGCUGUACCGUGGCGUGGCAUACGGGCUCGAGUGGGAGACAGCGAGGUUGACAAGAGCUGCGGCGGGGCUGGCACUGGCCAAGGUUGUGCCUCCUGCGAAGCCUCCGGCUGUGCGCGCGACGGCCAAGCGGGUCAUCCUUGUCACUCACCACCAGGCCAUCGAGGUACGGGCGUCGCGGCCAAAGCACGAGGUGGCGAUUGAGUACAUCCAGGCGCGGGUUGUGCCAGCCGUAGAGCCAGCAACCCAAGCGGUGGCGCUGCUCCAGUGGCGGGCCGAGCCCAACCCGCAUGGCGUGCCGCAGACCGCGGUGGCGGUUGCCGCGUCUGCCGAGCUUGGCGAGCUGCGACUUACCGGCGCGCUCAUUCCACCAGCGCUCUUUGGACUGCGUGGACCUGCGCCAGGCGGCCUUGCGCUCUCCCCUAUCUCUACUGUCAACGAGUCCGGGGAGAGCGUGACCGACGACGACAUGGACGCGACCCUCUCGUACGAUUCGGACGACGACCCGCUGCUUCUCCGCCCUGCUGUUGCGAGUGCGCCUGCGCCUGCGCCUGCACCGGCACGACCGAUACUGGCGGUGUAUGACCAGGCUCCUAGCGAUACAACAGACGGCGACUCGCCGUCGUUUGGCGAGCUCCCGACGCUGUCAAUUCACGAGUCACCGGUGCGGCCGCCGCGGAUGACCGCGCGACGCCCGUUGUUCACACCAACACCACCGGGGAAGCGGCAGACGGCGGGGAGGGUGGGCGAGGCCGAGAACAUGUCACCCAUCGACGUCGACCGUCGAUGA
Molecule: messenger RNA, 1563 nt
Organism: Thecamonas trahens ATCC 50062
Lineage: Eukaryota; Apusomonadida; Apusomonadidae
Exons: 2
Coding region: 1-1563 (520 amino acids)
Source: RefSeq, a predicted model, not a curated record